Polyodon spathula (Mississippi paddlefish) is the source of this 1392-nucleotide messenger RNA. RefSeq names its product GTP-binding protein Di-Ras1. The transcript is spliced from 2 exons. Gene Ontology annotation, biological process: signal transduction. The coding region runs from base 247 to 843 and encodes 198 amino acids. Gene Ontology annotation, molecular function: GTPase activity; GTP binding; GDP binding. NCBI's taxonomy places the organism in Eukaryota, Metazoa, Chordata, Actinopteri, Acipenseriformes, Polyodontidae. Gene Ontology annotation, cellular component: plasma membrane. The record is from RefSeq and is a predicted model, not a curated record.
GAGAGAGAGAGAGAGAGAGAGAGAGAGAGAGAGAGAGAGCAAUCAAGCUCGCCCGCUAUAGGACUAUACGGUAAUACGUGAAGACGAUAUACCAUGAACUAGGGGUGGUGUAUUCAUUUUUUAAAUUUAGUAAACAAGAAGGACAAGGACACGAGGGGAGACAGAAAUUGAAAAGUCUGAAGAAGAAGAAGAAGAAGAAGAAGAAGAAGAAGAAGAAGAAGAAGAAGAAGAAGAAGAAGCUGCAAGAUGCCUGAGCAAAGUAAUGACUACCGCGUGGUGGUGUUUGGGGCAGGGGGAGUGGGCAAGAGCUCGCUGGUGCUACGAUUCGUCAAGGGAACCUUCCGGGACACCUACAUCCCCACCAUCGAGGACACCUACCGGCAGGUGAUCAGCUGUGACAAGAGCGUCUGCACCCUGCAGAUCACCGACACCACCGGCAGCCACCAGUUCCCUGCCAUGCAGCGGCUCUCCAUCUCCAAGGGCCAUGCCUUCAUCCUGGUCUACUCCAUCACCAGCCGGCAGUCCCUGGAAGAGCUCAAGCCCAUCUACCAGCAGGUCCUGCAGAUCAAGGGCAGUGUGGAGAGCAUCCCCGUCAUGCUGGUGGGCAACAAGUGCGACGAGACCCAGCGAGAGGUGGAGACCAAGGAAGGGGAGGCCCAGGCCCAGGCAUGGAAGUGCGCCUUCAUGGAAACGUCGGCCAAGAUGAACUACAACGUCAAGGAGCUCUUCCAAGAGCUGCUCAAUCUGGAGAAGAAGAGGAACAUGAGCCUCAACAUCGACGGCAAGCGCUCAAGCAAGCAGAAGAGGGCGGACAAGAUCAAGGGGAAGUGUAGCAUCAUGUAGGCAGAGCCGGUGGCUGGGGUGGAGUGGAAAUGAAAGUAGGGAGGGCUGGGGAAGGGGGAGGAGAAGGACACAUCCCAUAGCAUAGCCAUCAUCUCCUCCUCCCCUUAUCCGCAUUAGGGGAGUUAUAUUUCAGAAUACUCUUCCCAUCAACCAGGCAUCUAAUCCCAACUCUGAAGCAGAGUCGCAGUCUCAUUCUCAGCCUCAUUCUCAUUAUUUCAGAGGAGUGCAUUGCAGUAAUCUCUCUACACAGGAAGGGGAGGGAGGCAUGAUGUACAGGAGGAAGGUUACGAGAUGGGCGACUGGAGAGGGUUAGGAGGAAUCAGGGAGUCUGGGAGGGAAGAAUCACCACGGCAUAGAUAUAGAUACAUAUAGAGGGAAGUAUUAAUCGAGAUCUUUAGAGAUGGAAUCGCAGGAUGAGAACUAGCAUACAGGAUUGUGUUACGUAGUCCAAAUAGUGGACAUGUGGUAGAAGGGAUUUCUGUUAAAAUAAUUAAUUUUGAUCAUUUACUGUAUUCCUUCGAAUUUCUGUACCAUUUUUUGUUUCUUAAA